Messenger RNA from Rhododendron vialii, 951 nucleotides. RefSeq lists its product as uncharacterized. The record is from RefSeq and is a predicted model, not a curated record. Bases 172 to 603 code for a protein of 143 amino acids. NCBI's taxonomy places the organism in Eukaryota, Viridiplantae, Streptophyta, Magnoliopsida, Ericales, Ericaceae. The transcript has 2 exons.
CGUGUAGCAUCAGCACUCCCCUCUCUCAUCAGUCCACUCCUCUGCUCCCUUUUCUCUCCCUUCAACCGCUCUCCUGUUCCCCUCAUUCAUUUCCUGUACGGCCUCUCCCUCCAAAACCCUAACUCUCUCUCUCUCUAACUUCAAUUUCCACUUUCCCAAACCCCGCCGACAAUGCCGGCGAAACGUUCCCGAAUCGGCCGCUCCUCGAGCUUGGGAGACACCGGAGUGCUCCCGCCGCCGCCCGAAUCGGCCGACGGCGGCUGGAUGGACCGCCGCGCCGCCGCUUCGAGAAAACGGCAGAGUAACGCUUCUUCCAGGGCUUCGGAGAAGUCCGUGGAGGUAUCAUCGCCACCGAGGAUCCUGACGCUGUCGUCUCCGGUCAAGGAGAGCGUCGGUUCGAGAGGGAAAGAGCUGGUCGGGGACUUUCUCGGCAGGUGUUACCGUUGCAAGAAGCAGAUCAAUGAGAAUGCCGAGGUCUUCAUGUAUAGCUACUUGCGUGCAUUUUGCACUGUAGAGUGCCGGGAUAUGCAGAUUGCCAUUGACAAUGAGAUGGAGAAAGCAUCUGGCUCAUUUCAAGGGAUGCAACUUAGUCCCACCCAGUGAAGAAUGUGGUGGACCAGCUUGGUUUUUAACUGGAGAAGGACAACCUGUCAUACUUUAGCUAGGUUUUGUACUAACUGUGGCAGUGCAUAGCUGUGAGGUUUUUGUGAUUGGCUUGCACUUACGCGCACAAUGGGUGUUUUUUCACUGUGGGUUUGUACAGUUCUACUGGUUCCUCGAAAAGGAAUCUCUAUGUUGAGCAUGCCAACUCUCAUAUGUGUUUAUGAUGUAAGAUUAGAUUACUACAUAUAAGAAAGUCAUAUGGUUUUGUUAUCAUUAUGACUCAUUGAUGUGGCUCAUAUCUACAUGACAUGGUUGAAAUGUUUCUGCGUGCUGAAGUAUGUUGUCGCU